Molecule: messenger RNA, 330 nt
Organism: Staurois parvus
Lineage: Eukaryota; Metazoa; Chordata; Amphibia; Anura; Ranidae
Source: the annotation of a GenBank genome assembly
GCUGUAGCCCAUCCCCACACUGUCCCACGGGCCCUGUACCCCCUUCUCAUACUGCUGCAGACCCAUCCUCUGCCAUGUGCAUCUUUAUCGUCCUCCCCCACACUGCUGCUGGGGGGACUUUUUAACAUAGGCCUCUGUAUGGCCUUCAAUUUAGCUACUCUACGCUUCGCCACUCUGCCAUGGGCCCCUGUACCAUCCUCUUGCUGCUUGCCAGGUCCAGAGUGUGUCAUGGGUCCCUGUACGCCUCCCAUUGCUGCUGACUUCAUCGCCAGACUCUGCCAUGUGCCACUUUCAGGUCUCCUUACACUGUUGGUGGGUUCCAUUUUGUGA